CAAGAAUAUUCAGUCCAUUACUGGCAGUUUCAUUUAAGGUAACUUCAAAGAACAUAUACUCUAAGAUGCCAGAUAGGCCAUUUCAUAGAGGAUUGACAUGCAAGCUAAUUAAAGUUACUGUAUCCCGUGAUUCGUAGGUGCGACUUGGAACCAGGAACCUUGUCGGCUUAGUGACCCCACCAUUGAGCUCGACUCAUCGAAGCGAAGACUUGAAGUUGACUGAACUCACCAUCUCACGACUCAACUCACUCGACCACUAGCUCACUCACAACUCAAGACCGAAACACACCAAUUAGGGCAAGAAUCCCACAAUGUUUACCGGCAUAGUCGAGGAGAUAGGCGUCGUCGCCGAGCUCAACCCCUCCGACGCCACAGGCGGCACUUCCCUAACCAUCACCCUCCCUCCCGACUCCACGCUGCUCUCAGACGCACACUUGGGCGACUCGAUCGCCAUCAACGGGGUCUGCCUGACAGUAACCUCCUUCAACAACACAUCAUCAUCAACCCCCGCGUCGGCCCCACAAUUCACAGUGGGCAUCGCCCCUGAGACGCUGCGGCUGACCAACUUGGGCUCGCUGGCCCCCCAAUCUCGGGUCAACCUUGAGCGGGCGGUUCGCGCCGACACGCGCAUGGGGGGCCAUUUUGUGCAGGGCCACGUGGACACGACGGCCGAGAUCGUGGACCGGCGGCCCGAUGGCAACGCCGUGACGAUGCGCUUCGCGCCGCGCAGCAAAGAAGUGCUGCGCUACGUCGUCUACAAGGGCUUCAUCGCGCUGGACGGAGCGAGCCUGACCGUGACUCACGUCAACGACGACGAGGGCUGGUGGGAGGUCAUGCUCAUUGCCUACACGCAGGAGCGCAUCGUGACGGCGGCCAAGCAGGUCGGGGACACGGUCAAUGUCGAGGUCGACAUGACGGCCAAGUACGUGGAGAAGAGCCUUCAGGGGUACUUGGCGGGAUUGGGGGCGGAGAGUGGAGGGGCUAUUCCCUUGCUUCAGAAGAUGGUGGAAACGGCUGUCGCGAAGAGAUCGGCUUAGUGUCCAGAAAAGAUGUUCAACUGAUGG
This is a messenger RNA of Canariomyces notabilis, 1064 nucleotides long. RefSeq names its product riboflavin synthase-like protein. Lineage: Eukaryota; Fungi; Ascomycota; Sordariomycetes; Sordariales; Chaetomiaceae. The record is from RefSeq and is a predicted model, not a curated record. Gene Ontology annotation, molecular function: riboflavin synthase activity. The transcript is spliced from 2 exons. Bases 312 to 1037 code for a protein of 241 amino acids. Gene Ontology annotation, biological process: riboflavin biosynthetic process.